This is a messenger RNA of Bursaphelenchus xylophilus (pine wood nematode), 5770 nucleotides long. Lineage: Eukaryota; Metazoa; Nematoda; Chromadorea; Rhabditida; Aphelenchoididae. The record is from the annotation of a GenBank genome assembly.
AUGCUGUCCAGCUCGAUCUCGGCGGAUCCCACAAUUCCGGUCACAAAACCUUUUGAUGGGAUUGACUCAGCAUCUACCAGUUCUGCCGACAAGAGUGCAGAAAAACCCAUCGACAAUGGUGGCACACCUCCAUCGCAAUCUCCUCCAAGUUCAAGUCCCAAGAUUGAAGAGGUGGAACAUAAUAAAAAGGCCGAUCCAGAAAGGUUUGCAAAUUCAGCCGAGGAGCCGCGGGAUCCGGGGAAAGAAGAAUUAAAGAAAGAGACGUCAAGCAAAACAGGGUGGGAAUCACCGGUCCAAGUAAGUUCUUGAUUCUAUUAUAUUAUUCUUCUUUAGGAACCUGUAAAUGGAGUGGUUCAACCGCGGACUGUACCCCCUACUGGAAAGCCCACGAGGCAGACCAACCAGCUUGAUUAUAUAGCUAAAGAAAUCCUUAAGCCUGCCUUGAAACACAAGCAUGCCUGGCCAUUCUUGCGACCUGUAGAUGCUGUAAAACUAAACAUUCCAGACUACCACAAGGUUAUAAAACGGCCUAUGGAUCUAGGUACUAUAGAGAAAAGGUUAAAGAACUGUUAUUACACUUGUGCAGAGGAAUGCGUGAACGUAAGUACUUUUUUUUCAUGUGCUAUUAACCUUGCGAUCGGAUGUCUGGUUUCGCUUUUUCGUUAUCUUUGUGUUUGUUGAACAUGGUCAUUAUAUUUGAGUGCUAAUGAGGCGCCGAGCGAUUUUUGUGUAGUUCUUGACACCAAGUGUAAUGUUUUGUUGAGCUCUUAGCGUUGUUAGGUCGUUGAAGGCCUCUUCCAGGGCCGUAAAAACAAUGCGGCUGUUUUCUUUUUAGGCUGUACGUAUGGUCCAAAUUACAUGUACAUAUUGCACAAAGAGGGCAGUCUUGUUUGUUUUGACUAAAUUUUGUGUUUUUAACGACAUCAGACUCGAUCGCAAGCGCACUUGUGGCCUCUGUAAACCCCUGAAUUGUAGGAUAUAAUGACCAUGUUCAACAACUGCUUUACUUACUGUCCACCCACUUACGGCGUCUAUGCCAUGGCUAAAAAGCUGGAAUCAGACAUCCUCGCAAAACUAAGCCGAAUGCCGGCAAAUGUAAGUGUUUUGAUUAAUUGUUGGGGUUUUAGGACUUCGAGCAAAUGUUUGCUAACUGCUACAGGUUCAACCAAAACGAAGACGAUGUCGCAUUAAUGUGCAAAAACAUCGAAAAUAUUAUGAGAGACAAAUUGAAACACAUGCCGUCACAGGUGCUCGUUCUCCCAUUAUCUAUUUCUUUAUUAGGGGAUAAUUUUGUUAUUCAGUAAAUGAAUAACUUGACUCUUUCCAGGAAGUUGAGGUGCCUAAGCAAGUGCCCAAGAAGGCUGGGAAAGUAGCCAAGAAGACCGUGGCUCAGCGUGGAGCGUCGGUGGCUUCCAACGUGGGACGAGGUAGCGUUGCUAGUAGUCCACAUAGUUCUGCGCCUUCUGAAACCGCCGCUGCCGUGUUAGAAUACUUUCACAAUGCCACUAUACAAGGUGCUCACCAUAUUCCGUUCCCCCCUUUUCGGUUACAAUAGCUGAGAUUUGACUGGCCAAAGCGUUUCUCUUGUUUCUGUUGGCCGAGGACAUUGUAUUUUGUGGCAUUGCAGUGUGGAAAGAAUGAUGGCCUCGGCCACCUCUUCUUCAAUCCGUCUUUUCUGUCCAUUUCCUUUACUUUUUGGGUUGUGUUUGCUCUUAACGCACUUGUUAACAAAGUUUUGGGAGCACUUUGUAUCUUGGUUGAUGGCGACAUUAUGACUCUGCUUUUUCGUUUCUUCUCUUCAAAGCGCUUUAGAGUCUGCAAUCUCUGCUGUUGUAAUGGUCCCUGUUUGCCCGUUGUUAUCAUAAAUGUAUUGUCGUGUUUUCAGUAAGUCGCGAGUCCUCAAGUGUCAGGGAUGGAGAAUUGACUGAGAAGGUAUGUUAAGCUGGGCGUUUGUGAUGUUUUCUUUUCAGAAGGCACCAAAAAGGAAGGCGGAAUCGCCAUUGGUAUUUGAUGAGAAACCCGUACGCAGAGAUAAUCCAAACUCUCGAUACGAAGCCUUGAAGACCAUGGACUACACCAACCUGAAACCGAGGUACACCGGAAAACUCUCGAGUCAAAUGAAAUUCUGUUCAAAAGUAAUCAAUGAGUUGGUGACUUCCAAGAAAUGCAAAGAGUUUAAUUGGCCGUUCUUGGAACCUGUCAAUGACGUUGAAUUGAAUAUCCCUGACUACUACGUUGUCAUCAAGAAACCGAUGGAUCUGGGGACAAUAAAAAGAAAGUUUGAUGCCAGACAAUACGCCACCCCGGAAGAAAUUAGAGAUGACGUCCAUUUGGUUUGUAACAAUUGCUUCCAAUACAAUCCAGAAGGACAGACGGUUAAUAAAAUGGGGAAAGAUUUGAUGGUAGGUCUUGAGUUUUUAUAUUUGUAUGUUUUUAGAAAUAUUUCGAUGAAAGAUGGAAAAAUCUGCCACAGGAAGUCGAGCCUUUGCCCGAAGUCCCGUUAACACCGAUCACGUCCACUGCAGCGAUGAGAGAUCCGUAUGCCUUCCCCGGAGCCAGAACGACUCCGGCUCCUCUCUUGCCUGCUCAGUCCACUCCCAUCACUCACAAUCAAACAUAUGGGCCUUUAGCCACCGAUGAUGCUAUCGAUACUCUACUCGAAGAUGUCCAAUCAGAACAGUUCAGACUCACUAGCCGUGUUGCAGAGCUUCAGAGAUACAUGCAAGAGUUAAUCCAAUUAAAGUAAGGUUUUAGAAAAUGAAAAUAGGGUUGUCACAUCUGGUAGGAUGUAAUCUGUUAGUCUUCAUAGCUUGGCGGAUUUUUCACACUUUUUUGAAAAAAUUUCUCUUGGCAGAUAGACUUCUUUGGUUUAAGUUGCACUGAUUGCUCCGUCAGAGCAAUCGGACCUAAAGGAAUUGUUAUAUUUGAUGAAAGAUGGGGUUUGGAAUUCCUUUUGGCCCAUUCCCGUAUUUUUGGCACCUCAAAACUUUAAAAAUACCUCCGCCAGCCUUUUAAGCAUGAGAAAAGGAAAAUCAAGACAGGAUCAAUGAUUAUGUGAAGUGCAAAAACUCCUCAGCGUUAUUAUAUUCCGGUCCGAAAAAGUAGGAUUAGGAUACCAUAGUAAUCGUUCUAAAGUAAAAUGAGAAAAGUUUAAAUCAUAUUUUCUGCCAAAUGUGGGCUUAUAGACGAAAAGGUUCUCAUUUGUGGACAAUGAAAAGUUUUUUGUGGACAAAAAAUGUAUUUUCUUUUAAGAAAUUUAUGUAAUCCUUUUUUAGGCAAAGGAGAAGAGAAGCAAGAGAACAGAAGGCAGUGGCCCCAUCUUUGUCAGGUGAAUUGCAUACCCACAUCAAGAAGAGCCUGAUGUCCGGGGGAAUAGCAGGUCUGAUCACUCCCUUUAGCGCUGUUGGAACACAGCCGACGUUCACAGCUACUCCGAUCGCCCAGAAUCCUCCUCCAGCGUUGUUGUCACCGGUCGCCGCCUCCGCUAAUAUGUUCUCAGCAGCCGCGAACGGUGCCAAACGACGAGCAGGUCGUCCUAAGGGCUCAGGAAAUCUUCCCAAGACUCCAAGCGUUGACAUGGCCACACUGCCGCUGGCGUCACCGGUUACUCAACCUCCUGUUUUGCCGCCGGCGCCUCCCACGCUUUCCCAGCAAGCCUUUAAUGCAGCGCCGACAGAUAAUUCGAUGCCGCCACCGGGUCAAGCGCCUCUUGCCAAAUCGGGUCGUGGCAGAAAGCCUGGAUCAAAGAAUAAACCCAAAGGUGCCCGAGAAGAGAAACCCGAGUACGAAUUCAAUUCAGACGAAGAUCAAGCCUCUGAGCCAAUGACAUACGAAGAAAAGAAACGAUUGUCUACCAACAUUAACAAUCUGCCCAGUGAUCGGUUAAGUAAAGUUCUUCAGAUUAUCGCCAAAAGAGAAAAGUUGGAUCCCGAAUUCAAUCCAGAAGAGGUGGAGAUCGACUUCGAGACCCUCCAACCCAAGACUCUCAGGGAAUUGGAAAUUUUUGUUACCCAAUGUGGUCAAAAGAGCACCAGGAGACAGAAUGGUAAGGAUCAUGUGAUCAGUUUCAUACUGAAUUAUCUGUCUACGUGUCUGUGUUGAUCGUUCUUAUGUUUAAGCUUGUAAUUGCUUGAAUUAUUUCAGCCCCUCGACCCCUCGAACAGGCAGCCAGAAAACGCGAACUGGAGCAGAGACUUGCUGAAAUUGGCGGUAAUUCCAAGAGUAAGUCGAGAAUAGAGUGCUUUGGCUUUUAUUUACCAAGUCCAGUCCGAGCGGUGCUGUCCUUGUUCCUGGCUGACUAACCGUUUCUUUUCAGGAGGCAUGUCGGGAGCCCCUCCACGAGGCCGACCACCAGCCAACAUGACUUCGGCCAAUAGGGAUUCCAGUGAAUCUUCGUCUUCUUCCUCAUCGUCCUCUUCAGAAUCCUCAUCGUCAGAUUCUUCGGACUCUGAAUCAGGUUAGCAAAGUUUAGCUUUACAGUAGUUGGAUAGCUGGGGUUUUGUUAUCUCAGAGCCUUCGUUACAUUCUCCAUAAUUUCUUACCUCUCCUUUUCCUUUCUAACGCCCUCAUUCAUGUCCUCGAUUGUAUAUAGUAAUGAUUGUAAGUCCACAAGGUGUCAUCAUGGCGUGUUUAAGGUUCCUCACUCCGAUCUUUCAGACUUCUUAUUUCCCUCGACUAAGUUCUUGAAAAUGCGAAAGGAAAGCGCGCUAGAAAGGGGUGGGAACAUAAAUGUGUCAUCAUGACAGUUUUUUGGACAUAAUAAGAGUAAUAAUAGAAGCAACCAGUAAUUAUACCUCACUCUUGUUUGAUCCGUUUUGAUACUCGCAAAACUCAGAAUCUCACUCAUGUUGCCGGCGACAAUGUAAAUAAUAUCUCGGGGGAUUUCUAAUAAUUUGGAAUAAAUUUGAUUAACAUGUAGAAGAACGCUGUAAAGAAAACAACUGGUAACCCGUCAAGAAACACCAUCAUGGUGACACAUUAAUCUCAGGACUUAAUUCCCCUGAUAAUCAAACAUUUAAAAAGGAUUAUUGAUCGUGUCUUUUACAAUAUGUAAUCGAUAUUGAACUCAGGGAAAAUAUUUUUAGAACAAAAAGAAGCCCCCAAAACAUCACCCCGGCCAAACGGCACCAACAACCUUAACCGUCCACGAGCCAAUCCAGUAAGUUAGUUUUAUAAUUAGCAUUUCAUACACCUCGAUUUCAGUCUGUCACCAAGCCGACCAAUAACAACACAUUGAAUUCGGCCCCUGGCGUCAAUGGAGUAAAACCUGAGGAUAAAAGGAACAUUGUUCACAGUGGAGCUGGUCCUCUUCUGCAGAACAACAAUGCAGUCAGUCAUGCCGGAAUUAGCGGGUCCGUCUUGGAUCAGCUUCUUCCAGCUGCUGAAGCUUCGGCUGAUAAUAAUACGGGACUCUCGAAAGGAAAUUAUCUCGAUUCGUUUGAUACCUUCAAGAGAAUGAAGAGAGAAAAGGACAUGACGGUAAGUCUGAUGAAAAGGAUAACAUCGGUCUGGUUCAGAAACAAACCUUGGCACAAAGAGAUCAGGAACGUUCCAAGAACGGAAUGGAGAGCACUUCCACCUCCAGACAAGACGAAAUUCAGCGGCUGAAAAUGGCAGAGAAGGUCGGUUUUUGGAUCCCAUACCCUUGACCUCAAUACUCUGCCAUUUCCCUAACUUCCUUUUUCAGGAACGUCGUCAACGUGAAGCCGCCAAUGACGAAGGAAUCACCACGCAAAUGGACAUUAUGGCCAACUUUGAGGACAACUUUUGA